Brassica oleracea var. oleracea is the source of this 659-nucleotide messenger RNA. RefSeq lists its product as uncharacterized. Gene Ontology annotation, molecular function: metal ion binding. The record is from RefSeq and is a predicted model, not a curated record. The coding region runs from base 126 to 641 and encodes 171 amino acids. The transcript has 3 exons. Lineage: Eukaryota; Viridiplantae; Streptophyta; Magnoliopsida; Brassicales; Brassicaceae.
UUAUAUCUCUCUUUUUCUCCUUCUUUCAUUUUAUUUGUAUACCUUUAUAUAGUGAUAUCGAAGAUCCUGCAAGACAGAAUAUGCACAUAAAACUUUCGUUCUUGUGAGUUCGAGACUCCCAAGCUAUGGCGGAGAAGGUUACGAUAAUGAAGUUGACGGUCGAUCUAGCAUGUUCCAAAUGCUACAAAAAGGCCAAGAAAGCUAUCCGCAAAUUCCCUCAAAUAAGAGACGAAUUGUACGAUGAGAAGACUAACACAAUCAUCAUAAAGGUGGUUUGUUACGAUCCUGAGAAGCUUAUGAACAAACUCUGCUACAAAGGAGACCGUUCUAUUAAGUCCAUAGUGAUCCUCGAACCACCUAAGCCGCCUCCAGCCCAGGCUCAACCUUCUGAGAAGUCCAAAGAGCCCGAGAAGGUUCCAGCUCCAGCUCCGGUUCAAGCCCCAACUCGAGUUUUUAUUCAGGCUCCAGCUCCGGCUCCGGCUCCCCAACUGAUGCCAAUUAGUGCGUAUCAUUGUGGGCCGUACUAUGAGGCCCAACAGUACCAGUAUUCCUGGAGGCCCGUCAACGAAAGCUGGGGAGGUGGGCCACACCCACACUGUUGUCACGAAGUCACGUACCAACAAAGCUGCUCCAUCAUGUGAAUGUGAAAAACGAAACUU